Molecule: messenger RNA, 387 nt
Organism: Cooperia oncophora
Lineage: Eukaryota; Metazoa; Nematoda; Chromadorea; Rhabditida; Trichostrongylidae
Source: the annotation of a GenBank genome assembly
AUGAAGACUGGGUCAAGCUGGAGGACCGUACAGCCGAAGCUAACCGACACGUACCAGAAAGGUGAAUACGCAGGCCCGAUAAGAUGGGAUUCGAAGCACGCCUUGCAGAAGGUCAACGUUAUUCUGACAGCUGCCCAGUAUACACUAGCACCGAGACGAGAGAAAGGCGAGCACGAUGCACAUUAUGCUUGGACCCGACACAACACGAUCAACUGCUGGAACGAAAGGCGAAGGUGUUAUUACUGUGGAUCAAAAAAGCACCAUAAAGCAUUGUGCACAUCUCCCAGAGGCAAUCGAAGAUACUACAAAGAAGUCGAAGAAAUACACCGCGAGCUCGAGAUGUUUGAAGACUUCUACGGACCUUCUUCACAAUGGCUCGCGAGGUGA